AGAAUGGCGAAGGAUGGUGAAGAUUCACACGAAUUACAAACGACGAAUUUGAAAAAUUGAGGCUAAACUUUUCAAUAUGCGCAAACAGUGACUGAGCUCCUUUAAACGCCGACAACACGCAUUCUCUUAUAAGGCAUCAGGAUGAUUGCUUUGUUUUUCUUGUUGAACUCGGGUUCCAUCGUUGAACAUCCUGUGUUCUCACUGACUCGUCUUGAUGGACAAUUUGAUGCACGACCAAUUAAUGGCAGGAAGAAGAAAAUUUAGCGACUGUUUAUCAUGCUUGAAAAAGAUUUAAAAACAAUCCAGCCAGCUACCACUACUCCAUCUGUUGCAGCAUUGAUGUCAUAGGAUAAUGUCUGUCUCCAGUUCAAUUCAUUGACGUUAAGGUCAAUAAUCCCAAAAUGGUAAAAAUUUUCAAAUGUUGGGAAAAAUAAUUUUCGGUAAGUUUAGACAUAGUAUGAUCAAUAUCACUUUGUUUUUUUUUUCCGUAUUUGCGGGCUAUUUUGGUCGAUUUUCAAAGUUUUUGAAAGCCAUAGACUUGGUUACCAUGGAAACUGUAUUGUUUUUUUUUUCCGCUUUCCGUUUUCAAGGUUUCUGUCCACUAAGAAACCUAAUAUCUUAAAAAGUAUUUUAGAUAAUCCAAUGAAAUUUUCCCAGUGCUUUUAGGUGUGUAAAAGCUGUGCAAUGACCCACUUUUACGAGAUUUUGACUAGUACUUCAAGUGGAAGUUCAUUUUACCUGGUCAGAGUUUACGCUCAUUUUGUUCACUUUCUUCUUGCAUAUAUAAACACUGAUUGGUUGUGUAUAUUCCCCUCAAAGUGGGUCAUUGCAUAGCUUUAUAUAAGAUGAUAAUGCCUGCCAAGUUUCAGCUCUUUAUCUUUCUUCACUUCAGAAAAAUGAAACGUAAACCCAGCUUUGAAAAGCCCCAAAUUGGGUGUGGUUCAAUUUAUGGUUGCGGUUGCUUAGGAAAUUAAGGAAUUCAACUUUGAGAAUUAGAAACUUCAAGAAGUGUUGUAUCUGGUGUUGUAACAAACGUUUCAGUAAUGGGUACACAAGUUUCGUAGAAAAUGUCUUACAAAUAGCCAUUUUGGGACUAUUGAGCCACCUUAAAUUAAAUUAAGAUAUAAAAUCGUGUUCAUUGCGUGGCUUUGUUAUGUCACGUUACAAUAUAACCUGACAAUAUAAUUGCCGUCAUAGGAUGGUGUCUGCUUCCAGUUUAGUUCAUUGACGUUAAGAUGUGAAAUGAAAAGCAAUUUGUGACGCAAGCUGAUAGGUCGCUUCAUUUUGUUGAGCUACGCACGAAAUAAGAAACCCUAACUAUUGGUGCAAAUAAGCAUCAGACAGCUGCAACAAAGAUCUGCCAAUCCUUAAACAUGUCGUGGAAAUUUUCUAAUCGAUCAUCCUUUCCGCGCGAAUGACGACAACAAGCCGAAUAGAGAUCCUGCCUUCGCUAGAAAAUAAAUAGAGUGACUUUGCUAAGAGAACAAACCAGAAGAAAACUAAUUUGUGAGCAUAAAAGUGGAAAAAGAAACCGAACGGCAAUGUCGGAAAACGUGAGUACAACGAUGAAUGGAACACAGCCAUCGAGCUGCUACUGGAAUCCUACAGCACAAAAAAUUGGAUUGACCUUCGCUUACUGCCUGGUCUUUAUUGUUUCGUUGGCAGCGAACAGCGUCAUCGGAAUAAUUGUCUACAAGACGCAAACCAUGAGAAAACCCAUCAACUUUUUCAUUAUAAACGUGGCCGUGUCCGAUCUGCUGUUUUCGAUUUUCUUCAUCCCUCAGGAGAUACAAAGGCUCUAUAUGAACUCCUGGCUGAUCGGUGGUCCCCUUGGCCAGGCCUUAUGUAAGAUGGAUGGCUUCAUAUUAGAAAUCUCCGCUGCUGUGUCUGUUCAGAGCCUGGUUCUGAUAGCAGUCGAUCGAUUUGGUGCUGUGGUAUAUCCCCUCCGUUCCCCACUCAUCAGUUCAAAACUGUGCCCGUUCUUCAUUCUCGCCACUUGGAUCGUCGCGAUCGCUUUCCAAUCCCCAAAGCUCUUCGUCCACGAACUUGUUGAAUAUCCCGGGGAACUGGUUUGUGAGCGGCAUUGGAAUGAAGUCUUUAGAGAGUCCUCAUCCUCUGAGAAUUACAUCGCGUCCUAUAUAGUUGUAUUCAAGUUUAUCCCGUUGGUGUUGAUAGCCAUACUUUACACUAUCAUCUAUCUAAAGCUCAAGUCGCAGAAGAUUCCAGGCGAGCAAUCGGCCAACGCUAGACAACAACGUCAGCAAAGGGAGCGAAAUGUGUUAAAGAUGGCCAUUGCUAUUGUGGUAGGGUUUCCAGUACGCUGGCUGCCCUUCGCUAUCGGCUGGAUUAUUACCUCCUUUACGACCACCAACCCCCUGGCGAAUUGUGGCUUCCUACACUUUGUCUGUGCGGCUCAUUUCAUAGCUCUAGCAAAUUGUGCCAUAAAUCCUUGUAUCUGUUUUAUUUUCAGCGGAAAUUAUCGUAAAGAACUUAAGGCUCUCGUUAGAUAAAUGAUUUCGACCUGCGCAAUAGCUGAUGAUACUUAUGUGCAGUAAAGAGGUCCAGUCGACCUAAAACUUGUAAAAAACGUUGAUUUAAAACUGCCUUUUAUUCGAUUCAAUGUACACUAUGGCUUGAAGAAACUUUGCAGAACAGUUUUAAACCUUUCAGUCUUUCAGUCUUUGAGUUUGC
This is a messenger RNA of Orbicella faveolata, 2691 nucleotides long. RefSeq names its product RYamide receptor-like. Gene Ontology annotation, biological process: G protein-coupled receptor signaling pathway. Lineage: Eukaryota; Metazoa; Cnidaria; Anthozoa; Scleractinia; Merulinidae. The record is from RefSeq and is a predicted model, not a curated record. Gene Ontology annotation, molecular function: G protein-coupled receptor activity. Gene Ontology annotation, cellular component: membrane.